Molecule: messenger RNA, 1890 nt
Organism: Apaloderma vittatum (bar-tailed trogon)
Lineage: Eukaryota; Metazoa; Chordata; Aves; Trogoniformes; Trogonidae
Gene: SLC27A4
Product: solute carrier family 27 (fatty acid transporter), member 4
Exons: 12
Biological process (GO): medium-chain fatty acid transport; response to nutrient; long-chain fatty acid import into cell
Cellular component (GO): endoplasmic reticulum membrane; microvillus; plasma membrane
Molecular function (GO): long-chain fatty acid-CoA ligase activity; long-chain fatty acid transmembrane transporter activity
Source: RefSeq, a predicted model, not a curated record
AUGCUGCGUCUGGCUGCUUUUGCGGCGCUGCUGCUGUUCUUCAGGGUCAGUCUGGAACUGUCCUGGGCCCAGGCCAUCCCUGCUCUCUUCAUCUUCUACCUGGGAUCCGGCGGAUGGGACUUCUUCCUCAUAUUCAUCAAGACCAUACGGAGGGACAUCACCACGGGACUGGUCCUGUUGCGGGUGAAGUGGCAGGUAUGGAGGCACGUGAAGGAAAAGAACACAAUCGCCAAGAUCUUCCAGAAGACUGCGAGCAGAUAUCCAGAGAAGACAGCACUGAUCUUCCAAGGCACGGGCGAGAGCUGGACCUUCCGGCAGCUGGAUGAGUACUCCAACCAGGUGGCCAAUUUCUUCUACGGCCAAGGCUUCCGCUCUGGUGACGUGGUGGCUCUUUUCAUGGAGUCCCGCAAUCAGUACGUGGGGCUGUGGCUCGGCUUGGCCAAGAUUGGGGUGGAGACUGCCCUCGUGAAUUCCCACCUGCGCAUGGAGGCCUUGCUGCACUGCAUCACCAUCUCCAACUCCAAGGCUGUGGUUUUUGGGGUGGAGAUGAUGGAAGCAAUGCAGGAAGUGCAGCCCUCCCUGGAGAAAUCUGUCCAUCUCUUCUGGUCUGGGGAAGAAAGCCCUGAGUCCGUGCUUCCUGGCGCGAAACACCUGGAUCCCCUCUUGCAGAUGGCCCAGCGGCACCAGCCAACUCCCCCUGACAAGGGCUUUCUGGAUAAACUCUUCUACAUCUACACGUCCGGCACAACGGGGCUGCCCAAGGCUGCCAUUGUGGUGAACUGCCGGUACUUCCGCAUGUCCAGCUUAGUUUUUUAUGGUUUUCGCAUGAGGCCCGACGAUGUGGUGUACGACUGCCUCCCGCUGUAUCACGCUGCAGGGAACAUCGUGGGGGUCGGGCAGUGCCUGCUGCAGGGCAUGACGAUCGUCAUCCGCAAGAAGUUCUCAGCCUCGCACUUUUGGGAGGACUGCGUGAAAUACAACUGCACGAUUGUGCAGUACAUCGGGGAGAUCUGCCGCUACCUACUGAACCAGCCGUACCAGGAGGUGGAGCGGCAGCACCGCGUGCGCAUGGCACUGGGCAACGGGCUGCGUGCCUCCAUCUGGCGAGAGUUCAUGGCUCGUUUCGGCAUUGCCCAGAUCGCCGAGUUCUACGGGGCCACUGAGUGCAACUGCAGCCUGGGAAACUUUGAUAACAAUGUUGGCUCGUGUGGCUUUAACAGCAGGAUCCUACCAGGUGUGUACCCCAUUGGCUUGGUGAAGGUGGAUGAAGACACCAUGGAGCUGAUCCGGGGGCCAGAUGGUGUCUGUAUCUCCUGCAAACCAGGGGAGCCAGGGCAGCUAGUGGGCCGCAUUGUCAAAAGCAACCCCUUGCAACACUUUGACGGCUACCUGAAUAAGUCAGCCACCAACAAGAAAAUUGCCAGGGACGUGUUUACAAAAGGGGACACUGCUUAUCUCACAGGGGACGUCCUGGUGAUGGACAAAUACGGCUACAUGUACUUCCGGGACCGCACCGGGGACACUUUCCGCUGGAAGGGGGAGAAUGUCUCCACCACAGAGGUGGAGGGGACACUGAGUCGCAUCCUCAACCUGACAGACGUGGUGGUUUAUGGGGUGGAGAUCCCAGGGAUUGAAGGGAAGGCAGGAAUGGCAGCCAUCGCCGACCCGGAGAACUCCUGUGACCUGGAAGUCUUUGCCAGUGAGCUGAAAAAGGCCCUGCCGCUAUAUGCACGCCCUGUCUUCCUGCGGUUCCUGCACGAAGUCUCCAAGACAAGCACUUACAAGUUCCAGAAGAUGGAGCUGCGGAAGCAGGGCUUCGACCCCACACUGGUGAAGGACAGGUUGUACUUCCUGGACUCCAGGCAAGGCUGCUACCUGCCGCUGGACCAG